This is a messenger RNA of Macrosiphum euphorbiae (potato aphid), 933 nucleotides long. NCBI's taxonomy places the organism in Eukaryota, Metazoa, Arthropoda, Insecta, Hemiptera, Aphididae. The record is from the annotation of a GenBank genome assembly.
AUGGGCCUCAACCAUCAGCUACCGCGGAACCACCCACUGAUCGUGUUUUUUGGGAACACGCUCAAAAUGAGCCACGGUGAUGGUUCCAUGGCAGCUGAUAACUACGUGGCCAACGUCUUACGCGUGUUGAACUAUGUACACCAGCAUCUGGUGGACAGCGGAUUUCCGCCAAGGCACUGGUCAGACUCGGGGUUGCAGUCGUCACCCGUGCCGUCCGAACAAAUUGGCUUGUCGUCUCCACUUAGAGGCAACGACGUUGACUGGAAGGACGUAACCGACAAUGACGACGAAGACAUCAGACCAAGGCGUCGGACCUGCGCCGAGACUUUGGCGAUGAACAAGGACACUCUGAUGGUGAAAUACUGUCCACUAUGUGAGUUCAUGACAACCAGUAACAAGCUGAGUCGCCAUAUCGCCAACAAACACUCAGACAAGAUACGGAAACCCAGGAAGGUUAACAUCAAACAUAUUUGUGCCUUCAUUACGUCUGAGUCAAGAAAGUCGUACUCGGUCAUCCCAAUGUCGGUUAUCAAACGGACGCCGGGAGCCUUUUGGGACGACCGCUCAUACAGGGCCACCGCCCACCAGCUCACCGUCAUGGGAAGGAUGAAGGUGUACGGAGGAUCUUGGGACCUCCCCGGAGUCCCCGUUACCACGAAUCCCUUCCGGGCCUACAUUUUAAACGUCGACGACGUUGCAGACCGGUACACGCGUUGUUUACCCCCACCGGUUCCACAGCCGCAGCCUCCAGUAUCGGCAACCGGAAUCACACCACCGGUCCCGAAGACACCACUCGCUCCGGCCAGAGCCGAAAAACCGUCCACCACCGCCGUCCCACCCGAGCCUAGCCCCACCAAAGGUCUUCAUUCGGUUUGUUCAUUGAGGAUUAAAUUCAAGGAUUCCGGUCCGACAUGCAGUGUUUAUAUCGCUUGA